AUGGCUUCCAAUUUUCAUGAUAUGUCUGACAUACAAUGUGUUGAUCAGAAAAGCAGUAGCAGUACAGGGGAAGAAGAAAGACUGAGACAAUUGUUUCUAAGCUGUGAUUCAAAUAAUGAUGGGUGCUUAGAUUGUGAAGACUUAUACAAUAUGUGUAAGAAACUAAACAUGGCAGAAUGUGCCGAGGAAAUUAUAAACACACUUGGCGCUAACACUAAAGGGUGCAUUACAUUUGAUGAGUUCCUUAGCUGUCGAGAAAAAGUUUUUCAGAUGCAAACUGAAGCGGAUAAUAUAUAUUUCUCAAGAUCUGGUUUACCACAUCAUCUAAAUUAUAAGCAACCUGGAUUUAGUUGGCCUGUUUACACAACUGGUAAAUUGCAUACAGAGGUUAAAAAUAAUGGACAAGAAGUGAAUGAAAACUCUGUUCGCAAAAUGAACGAAAAUGUCAAUCUCGAGAGUUCUGCCAGCGAAACCAGCCUUGUUAACUCAGGCGCAGAAUAUGAUUCUGGAGCUCAAGAUCUUUGUGGUGAACCGCAAAGUUUACACUUGUUAAUGCAACGUGAUUUCCCUGAUUUAUAUAAAAUUAUAUUUCCAUUACCUUUGAAUUCAAUAAGAAAUAAUUUUGAAAAUGAUACAAUGACAAAUGAAUUCAAUUUAUUAUCUGUCACUAAUAUGGAUAAUUCUACAAAAGACUUACAGAAUCAAAAACUGACUAAUGCAAUAAAUAUUCAGUCUGUAGAUAAAUUAAGUAAUUUGCCAAGGCAUAUAGAAGCAGAAUCAUUUGGUAUAAAAUCAAAAGAAGUUGAGUCAAAUCACUUUUUAGAUAAUGUUCGACAUUUAUUUGAAUGUGCGAAUACUCUACAUGUACAACGGACGGCUCAAUUACGUUCCGAAAUUCGUGAUCUAUCUCACAGACUACAAGGAUUACAGACAAGUCGAGAUAUGAAUUAUCGUGAAGUACAACGUUUACAACGUGAAAAAGAACAAUUACGCAAUGAAUUAACUAAUCAAGUAUCACGUUAUGAAGAUCGUUUAACUGAAUUACAUAGUGUUAUUGCAGAAUUACGACGUCGUUUAGAACAUUCAGAAUCAAAUAUUAUACAUGAAGUAGAAGAGUUUGAAGAAAACGAUGGCGAUGAUGAUGAUAAUGAUAAUGAUGAAGUAAAUGAUAAUAAUGUAUUGAUUAAUUAUAAAUCAGAUAGAAAAUCAAGAAAAUCAAAAUUAUCAUUAUUAAAUACAUUCAAUACUAAUAAUAUCAAUGAUUAUUCAACGAAUCAAUAUGAAUUGGAUAAAGAGAUUAGUGGAAAUAGUGAUACAUCGGUUGAUGUUAUAAUGGAUGGCGAUGAUGAUGAUGAUGAUAAUGUUGAAGAUGUUGUUAGUCCAUCAAAUGAUACUACCAAUGAUAGAUUAAAUAAAUCUAUUGGAAUUGUAAGACAUUAUCAACAGUCACAAUCAAAUUCACAUAAAUUUUUUAUGCAAACAGCAAAUCUUACCUAUGAUCGAUUGGAUCAGAAUCAUGAACUAGCUUGUCUAGUUAGUAACAAUAAUAAUAAUAAUAAUAAUGUGAAUACGGAGGGAGUAUCUAAAAAUUAUAACCAUGAUCUUUGUAUAAAAUAUGAAACAAUUUUAUCAAAUAUGCAAGCUCAAUUAACAUGUGUCAUUGAAGAACGAGAUAUGUUAGCUAAUCAAUUAAAUGAGUUGACUGAAACUAAUAAAUCAUUACUUCCUAAUUCCACAAUACAAACAUCGACAAUAGUCACUGAAAGUGUUUCAUCAUCUUUACCAGUAUCGACAGCAACAAUAUCAGAAAUAGUAGGAUUAAAAUCAUGUUCUAUAUCACAUCCAAUUAUGGGUUUAAAUCGAUCUGUUCAAAUGAAAUCCAAUAAUAAUAAUAAUAAUAGUAAUUUAUCAUAUCCUCCAACAUCCUCUCUUCCGACUCCUUCUUCAACAACAGGAUUUUCAGUAUCUAAACAACAAACAAAUGUAGAUAACAAUAUUAUUAACCAAUUACAUAAGACUAUUUCAUCUGAACAUUUAAAUUAUAACCAAGUAACUAGUACAACAACAACGACAACAUUCACAACAAAUACAACAAUGACAACACAAAUAAAUUCGAAUGUUUAUGAUUUACCUGAACCAGAAUGGAUUACAAAACUAUUGAAACAAUAUUAUGAAUAUAAUAUAACUCAUAAUAAACAAAAUAUUCCAUGUAGUUUAUUUGGUAAUGAAUUAUAUUCACCUACAACAACAACAAAUGCUACUAAUGAUGGUGUUGGCGGUACUGGUACUGGUACCGGUACCAAUCAUGAUGUCAAUAAUCUUAACUAUUGUACUAAUAUAACAGGAAUAUUACCAUUUGAUUUUGAACAAUAUUUAUUUGAUCAAUUUGAUUAUGAAGAAUUCUGUACAGAUUCAAUGAAUAUACCUAUUCAAUUUACACCAAAUACAUUAAUGUUAUUUUUAAUUAGUUUAGCUAAUAUCACUCCAUAUACACGUUUAUCGGAUAUAGCUAAAUGUGCUCAAUUAACAUUAUAUCGUUUAUUAACUAAAUUAAUACGUUAUCAAACUGAUUGUUUAGUAUUACAAGCUAAUUUAACUGAAAUUAAAUUAAAUGCUGAUCAAAUGCAAUGUCAAUUAAAUCAAAUUGAAUCAAAUUAUUCAAUUAUGAAACGAGCUAUACAAAUAUCUGAAUCUGCAUUAGAAAUUAGUGAUUGUUUAAAUCAGUUAUAUUCCACGGAAUUAGCUGUCACUAUAUUCCGUCAAUCACAAAAUAAUCAAAUGUUAAAGCAUCCAUUCUCAACAAUAUCAUCGUCUACAUCAUCUUCAUCAUUUCAUGGUCAUAAUAAAUCAUCUCAAUUACAUCAAUCACAACAUCAUCAACAAUUGAAAAGAUAUAAUAAUUCACAACAGAUUUCUGUUACCACAUCACCAUAUCAAUUGUAUUCUUCAAUUGGUUCUUCGGAAGAACAUGAUUUAUUAAAUAAUGCAACCAAUACUACCAAUAAUACAACUGCUGGAGUUGGACAACAACAACAACAACAACAGAUCUUUUCAAUGAAUCAUUUCAAUUUGCAUAAUUUGAAAUCAUUGAGACAACAAGUUGAAUUUCUAGCUUAUACCAUAUUAGAUAAAUAUGAAACAUCAGAUGGUGGUUAUGAAAAAAUUCUCCCAACAUCUUUAUCUAAUUUAACAAAUAUCAAUAUGACAACAACUUCACUUAAUGGUAAUGUAUCUACUGUAAAUAGUACUAAUUUAUCUCAAUUACAUUGUUAUCAACAUAUUCAACAUUCUUCUCAAUCACCUAUAAGUCCUGGUCUUUGUUCUAUACAAUCUGUGAUUACAUCAUCUAAUAGUUUAUUAGAUAAUAGUAAUACUACUAAUAACAAUAAUAAUAGUAAUAGUGUUUAUGCCAAUUCAUGGUAUGUUAGUUUAAAUCGAAACAAAUUAAAUAUGAUACAAUGUUUACCAAAUGAAAUGAAUGAACAUUUACAUGGACAACAAUCAUUAAUGAAUCCUAAUCAAUUACCUUCUAUAUCAUUGAAUUCAACAAUUGGUUCCAAUCCAUCAAUAACUUAUCAACAACGACAAUAUAAUCAUGUACGAUUAAAUAAUAAUUUACAAUUAAUGAAUCCUCAAUUACGUUCAUUUAUUAAAGGAAAUACAAAUCAAAAUAUAAAUGAAAAUGGUUUAAAUGGAAGUGGUGAUGGUUUUGGUUGGGAAACUCCAGAUUCCGGUGCUGGAAGUAGUAGUAUCAAUGAAAUAUCAUCACAACAUCAUCCUCAACAACACCAACGACAACAAUCUGGUUAUUUAUUGAAUCCAUCAUCAUUAUUCUUAUCUUCUUCAACAUCAUCUUUAUUAUUUGGACAUUAUUAUCAAACUUAUGGUGAAAUCAUUCAAAACAAUACUACUAAUAAAGUAAAUAAUCAAUCAGAUUUAUUCAUAUUCAAUACAUUAUUAGAUAAUCUUCCACCAUUAUGGACAUUAUUUACAAAAACAUCAACAUCUUUUUAUGAAUCCGAUUUAGAUUCAUCAGAUUCAUCUGAUAUACCAGGAAAUAUUAUUAAAACUACUGAUUUAUCAAAACAUAGUACCCAUCCUCCUCCUCCUCCUCCUCCUCUUCCUCCACAUCAUCACCAUCAACAACAACAACAUCACAGUAGUAUGAAUGGUCAGUUAAUAUCUCAACUACCUCCUAUUUCAUCAUCACAACAAUUAUCUAAUUGGUCUAGAUUAGAAGAACGUAAACUACGUACAAUUUAUUAUCAAUUAAUUCAUACAUAUAAACGUUUACAAUCCAUGUUAAUUGAUAUGCCUAAUACAUAUCAAUUGGUUAUACCAAAUGAUAGAAAUGAAAUUGGAGAGAAGACAAAAACUACAAAUGAUGUCAUUGAUCAUGAUCAAAAUAUAUCAACAACAAGAUUUGUAUCAGUUGGUUCAACACAGCAACAGAUGAAUUUAGAUCAACAAAAUUCGAUUACAACGAAUUCAUUACGUAAAUUACCAUUGGCUGUAUUUUUGGAAAAUUCAGUUCUAUUACAAGAAUUAUGUUGUAUUAAAGAAGAAUGUGCUGAUCUUAAAAUUCGUGUAUAUUUACUUGAAAAAGAAUUACAUGCUAAUCGUCUAACAUUAGAUAGUCGUACUGUUGCUGAACGUGCAUUACGUGCUCAUCUUGAUGCAUUAAUUAUUGAACAAAAUAAUCAAUAUUCAAUAUUAAAUGAUAAUAAGUUAAAAUUAUCACAAACAACAACAAUGGCGACGUCGACGACGACGACGACAACAGCAACAACAACAGGAACAGGAAUAACAACAACAUUAACCAAUCAAUCUAUACAGAAUAUUAAUCAAAAUGAAAUAGUUUUAUUAAGAGGUCAAGUCAAGAAUUUAUUACAAGCUCUUGAAGCAUUACGUAGUAGUACAGAAAUACAACAAAUACAAAGUGAAGAAUUAGUGAAUGAUUUAAAACGUGCUAAUAGUGCAUUAAUUAAAGCAUUUGAUAAAAUAAAACAUAAAUAUACAACACGUAUUAAAAAAUUAGAAGAUCAAUUAAAUUCUAUGCAUUCUAUUCCUUCAUCCACAUGUUCUACAUCAUGUCAUACUACUAUUAAUACUACUACUACUACUAGUUGUAGUAGUACAACUACUACUCAUCACAAUUAUUUAAGUAAUACAUUCAAAGGAUGUAUGAUAGAACAUCAUAAUAUUAAUGAAAUAUCAAAAGCAUCUAUUAUAUUAAAUGAUAUGAAUAAUGUAAAUAUAAAUUCUCAAAUUCAUCCCAUUUAUCCUAUGCAAAGUGCUUUACAACAACAACAACAACAACCUGUAUUAACAACAUCAACACAUUCAUUGAAUAUACCUUCAAUAAUUGAUUGUAAUCGUAAUUUAUCAUCAUUACCGACAUCUCAUAUCCCUCCUAUUCCUCAACAUCAACAUCAACAAUAUCCACUGCAUCAUCAACAGGAUCAUCAUUAUUAUCCACAAAUUAAACAACAACCUAUGAUAUUGAAUACAUCUCAAUUGAGAACAACACCACUUUCAACUAAUUCAUUAUCACAACAGUUUUCUAAUUUAAAACAUUUUCCUACUCAUUGA
Molecule: messenger RNA, 5592 nt
Organism: Schistosoma bovis
Lineage: Eukaryota; Metazoa; Platyhelminthes; Trematoda; Strigeidida; Schistosomatidae
Source: the annotation of a GenBank genome assembly